UUUUUUUUUUUUUUGAAUACCCACCACCAUGCAGUCUUUUCUUUCUUCUUUUCGUACUCAAGCUUCUAUAAGAACUGGUUUUCAACAAUACUUAACACUCUCUGUUCGUUCGUACAUUGCUCCCACUACAAAUCCUGCACCAUUGGCUGGUAUACGUGUAUUGGAUUUAACUCGAGUCUUGGCUGGACCUUAUUGUUCCAUGAUGCUUGGUGAUCUUGGGGCAGAAGUUAUAAAAAUUGAACAUCCAAAAGGUGGUGACGAUACUCGUGCAUGGGGACCACCAUUCGCUGAUAAUAAGGAUAUAAACGACAAUACCAAUGGAGAAUCCGCCUACUUUUUAUGUGCUAAUCGCAAUAAGAAAUCAGUUACUGUCAAUAUGAAAACGAAAGGUGGGCGUCAACUGCUUCACGACCUUGUACGACAUUCUGAUAUCUUGGUGGAAAAUUAUUUACCAGGCAAGUUGGAUUCCAUGGGAAUGGGGUAUGAAGAAUUAUCCAAAAUUAAUCCAAAGUUAAUCUAUGCUUCGAUUACUGGAUAUGGCCAAGAUGGACCUUAUGCUGAUCGACCAGGUUAUGAUGUGAUUAUCGAGGCUGAGGCAGGUUUGAUGCAUAUUACUGGUGAACCGGAUGGAUCUCCUGUUAAAGUGGGUGUGGCUAUUACAGAUUUAACUACUGGACUUUAUGCCAAAAGUGCCAUCUUAGCGGCCUUGAUUCAACGUGGGGUGACUGGGCUUGGACAACGGAUCGACUGUUCUUUAUUAGAAUCUCAAGUGGCAUCAUUGGCGAACAUAGCGUCCAAUUAUUUGAUUGGCGGACGUGAAGCAAAACGAAUGGGUACAUCACAUCCUUCGAUUGUACCGUAUCAAGUAUUCCCAACCAAGGAUUCGUUUGUGAUGAUAGGGGCUGGUAACGAUGGACAAUUUGCCAAGUUUUGUCAUCAAGUAGGAUUAUCACAUCUUUUGGAAGACGACCGAUUCAAGACGAACAGUGACCGUGUACAACAUCGACAUGCUUUGGUGGAACUGAUCAAGGAAAGGCUGACCAAGGAAAACACAGCACAUUGGCUGGAGCAAUUGAAUGGUGCUGGCUUCCCUUUUGCUCCCAUCAAUAAUAUUCAACAAACCUUUGAACAUCCUCAACUCAAGGCCCGUGGACUAGUACAAGAAAUCGAUCAUGAACGUGCUGGCAAAAUCAAAGUGGUUGGUCCUCCCGUCAAGUACAGUGGUUUUAAGCAAUCCAUCCGAUUACCUCCUCCGUUACUGGGUGCUCAUACAAAUGAAGUCUUGAAGACUGUCCUUGGUUAUGACAAAAACAAGAUUGAAGCUCUUCGUGUUGAUGGAUCCAUUGGCAAAUAGUUUUUUUUUUUCUCAUUGGUACAUCUGUAUAGUAUAAUUGUAGAUGAACUAGUCUAGUUAGAUUGAUGAUAGACCCCCCUUUUUUUAUUAUUAUUAUUGUUGUUUGUACGUGACACUUUUCUUUUUUCUAUGAAUAAACUCUUGUGUCAGUGCUUGUACUAAUUCUUUACGAG
This is a messenger RNA of Halteromyces radiatus, 1527 nucleotides long. RefSeq names its product CoA-transferase family III domain-containing protein. Gene Ontology annotation, molecular function: catalytic activity. Lineage: Eukaryota; Fungi; Mucoromycota; Mucoromycetes; Mucorales; Cunninghamellaceae. The transcript is spliced from 5 exons. Bases 29 to 1354 code for a protein of 441 amino acids. The record is from RefSeq and is a predicted model, not a curated record.